Coccinella septempunctata (seven-spotted ladybird) is the source of this 2537-nucleotide messenger RNA. RefSeq names its product nuclear pore complex protein Nup93-like. Bases 73 to 2514 code for a protein of 813 amino acids. The record is from RefSeq and is a predicted model, not a curated record. Gene Ontology annotation, molecular function: structural constituent of nuclear pore. Lineage: Eukaryota; Metazoa; Arthropoda; Insecta; Coleoptera; Coccinellidae. Gene Ontology annotation, cellular component: nuclear pore. The transcript is spliced from 11 exons. Gene Ontology annotation, biological process: protein import into nucleus; poly(A)+ mRNA export from nucleus.
GUGCAUGAGGUUGUUUUUUGAGGUUAUAGCGGAAAACGUAUAAAUUUGACCGUUUGAAAAUUUUCCAAAAAGAUGUCUGAUUUUUCCGAGCUUCUGCAAGAGGCAGAAAAACUAACAACAAAUUUGGAAGGAACUAGUGAAUUACCCAAAGUCGAGAGAUCUUUACGACAAGUUUUGGAAGCGUCUAAUGAACUAUACAGCAGAGUAGCACAAACUGGAGCUAAGGACAUUCAAGCGAAUUUAUUAUUGGGAUCCAAGGGUAUAGAUUUGCCAAAAAUUGUUCAGAAAUUGGAAUCUAUAAGUACCAAAAGAACUUUUGAACCUAUUGAACCUGUUGAAGACUUGGACCUCAGUAGUUUGUUGGAAAAUGAAGUUCGAAACUGCAUUUUGAAUGUUGUUGAAUCUGGUUAUAGUUCAUGCUUGAAAUCUGUGUACGAAAAUGCUUGGGAGCACCAAGCUGGAGAAUGGAAACAGGAAAAACGUAAAAUUCUACAUUCUAUGAUAGCCCCAUCAGGAUCCUUCUUAGAACUUGGGAGCAAUAAAAGUAUAUUUAUGGAUGCAACACCACCUACAACACCAUUUUUAGGUACCAGUGAAACAUUGUAUGCUUCCAAGAUCAUUGAGUAUAAUGGUAAUGUGACUAAGAAUUCACCUCAACAAGACUUGGUUUCGGUUUUCACUAAGAUAUCCCAGGAAUUCAAAGAUGCAAAAGUGAAGGAUAUGUGGGAAAUGCUGAAGUAUAUGAUUGAUCUACCACCAUUUCCCCAUUCCGAUGAUCCAAUCAAAAAUAGGUAUUCUAAACCUGUGAUAAAUGCUUUAGUAAAUAGGGGAAAGAAAUAUUUGGAGGAUAGAUACAAAACUUAUAUGAAUAAUAUCAUAAAUGAAAAUUUAACUAUGGCUCUUCGAGGUGGAAUACCUGGUACCUACCAUUUAGUUAAAAGUUUUGUUGGAAUUCGUCUACAGGGGGAAUAUUAUGGUCUAAAUGAUGGUACAAUUGAAGAUCGGCCAAUUUGGCCAAUGGUUUAUUAUUGUCUUAGGGCUGGCGACUUAAAUGCAGCUAUUUAUUGCUUGAAAAGGCACAAUUCAGAUUUUCGAGAGAUAAUCAAUAUAUUGCAAGCUAAAAUCAAUAAUGCACCACCUGCUGAUUAUGCUAAAUUAGAAAGUAGUGUUAGAUUUGCCUAUCGAAGAACAGUCCGUAAUGAAACAGAUCCUUUUAAAAGAAUAAUCUGGUCCGUUUUGGGAUGUUGUGAUAUUGUUGAUGAACAUUCUGAAGUUGCUAGAACUGCAGAUGACUACCUCUGGCUCAAAUUAAGUCUUGUCAGGACUGAUUAUGACAAAGAAGAUCAUAUCAAAUACGAAGAAUUACAGAGAAUGAUAUUGGAAGAAUAUGGGGAAUCUCAUUACGAUGCUUCUAACCAACCUCAUCUCUAUUUCCAAGUACUUCUAUUAACAGGCCAAUUUGAAGCAGCUCUUGAAUUUCUUGCUAGAAUUGAAAGAUACAAAGUUCAUAGCGUUCAUAUGGCCAUUGCUCUGAAAGAGUUGUAUCUAUUAGGUGGCCCUUAUGAUCCUAGUGCUCCACUGAUCAGCAUUGAUCCGAUGGACCCAAAACCUGCGCGCCGUUUGAAUAUAGCUCGCCUCAUCCUCAUCUAUGUGAAAAAAUUCGAAAUGGUUUGCCUAAAUGAAGCGCUGCAUUAUUUCUACAUUUUGAGGAAUAUAAAUGAUUCUGACGGAGUAAACCUCUUCAAAAUAUGCACUAAAGAUUUAGCAUUAGAAACAAAGUCCUACGAACAAAUACUUGGAAAAGUUCAAAGGAAUGGAAUAAGGAGCAAAGGACUGGUGGAUCAAUUCAACUCUUCCUCUAUAACAGCUGAAAAUAUAGCAGAGAUAACUGCUGACGCUCUCUGCAAAAAAGGCCUAUUCGAAGAUGCAAUAGAACUAUACGACGUUGCAAACAUGCAGGAAAUGACUUUGAAUUUGUUAUGUUCCCUGCUUUCCCAAGUGGUUCAGUUACCCGCCCAAGCAGGUUCUUUGAGGGACAGGCUGCAGCAGAAAUCGAAUGAAUUGGCAGAGCGUUACGAGAGGGAAGGAUACCGAAGUUCGACUAAUAUUGUUAUCUCCUUCUUGAAACUGAAAGAUUUGCUCACAUUUUUCGAUUAUUAUCAUUCCAAGCAGUAUAAUUUGGCAUUGAAAACUUUGGGAGAUAUCCAAUUAAUACCCUUGCAGUCACAUGAAUUCGAGGAAAGGGUUAAAGGAUUUGACAGAUUGAGCAUAGAACUCUGCAAAGUUAUACCAGAUGUUAUAUUGGCCACCAUGAAUAUGCUUUUUGCACAAUAUCAGAAGUUGAAAGGAAACGAGUACUUACCUUCCAAAUUCAAAAAUGAUGCUUCCGAAAAUCAACUGACUUAUUUGAGGCAGCAAGCGAAAAUUCUCACCGAUUUCACUGGAUUAUUGCCUUAUCGAAUGCCAGGAGAUACAAACAGUAGAUUAGUACAAAUGGAAAUUUUAAUGCAUUGAAUGGAAUUAAAAAUUUGCAAAUU